CUUUUUUUUCAAAAGCAAGCUUUUUUUGGGUGAGUAUUUCUAGGAAGACGAAGAGGCGGGAGACAAAUAAUUGAAAAGUAUUGGUGGAGGGAGUUUCGGGUUUUGGCGGACAGCUUACACCACCUGGACCUCGGUGACACGCUGCGCCUAUAUGAUUCGCCAUAGCAGCAAUCCCUUCCCAGAUCCACAAUUCCUCACUCCAUUUUAGUGCUUUACACGACGGGUCGGCAUCGAAUUUGGUUCCGGGAAGGAGAAAUCUUUAAUGGCGGAUUCUCAAAGCAUCGCUAGGUUUCUGAACCCCUGGGCUCUUCAUCUUCAGAAGCUCGGUCUCGAGCUCAAAUGCCCGAUCUGCCUGAAAUUGCUAGAUAAGCCGGUAUUGCUUCCUUGUAAUCACAUUUUCUGCAAUUCUUGCGUUCCCGAAUGUACCCAGUAUGAAUCUGAAUGCCUUGUGUGCAAUCACCAGUUCAUUAAUCAAGACAUUAGGCCUGCACCAUACAUUGAAAAUAUAGUAUCUAUAUACAGAACCAUGGAUUCUGCAUUAAGUGCUGUUUCUCCAUCACUGUCAGCCAUUGGAAGAUCUUUCCAGCAGUCACCAAUGUCUGUUAGUUCUGCUCAAGGACAAUCACCAUCAAAGAUUUGCAAUGUUAAAUCCGAUAUACGUGAAAAAUGUGAAAUGCGCCCUUGUUCGGUGGACAAGAAAGUUGAUGGGAAGCCUUCAGCAGAGGAAGAUGUGAAUCGUUUGCCACAACAUUCCCCAGCCAGCUAUAUUACAUCAGAUGACAACAAAGAAGCGGAUGCCAAUACGUGUCAAAAAGAAUACCAGAAUUUGGGUUUUAGGAAAACAACUGCAAAUAUGUCUAGCGUGGAUGCUCAACAUGUGAACACAAGCGAAACUAAAUGCAGAAGUAGAGAAGAUGAUGAUGAUGAAUCUCUUGAAAGGGAUAACAAGAGACACAAGAAAUCAAACAGCCAGAGUGAUGUUGUUUCUGAUUCUUCCCUCCCUGUAUGUGCAUUCUGCAAAUCCUCAAGUGCAACAGAUGCUUCAGGACCAGUUGUGUUUUAUACACAUGGAAAGGAGGGUGUAGAAUCUCUUCCUGAUAGCAUACCUGUUCAUAGACGUUGCAUUGACUGGGCACCUCAAAUAUAUUAUGAGGGAGACAUCAUAAAAAACUUCAAGUCUGAAUUGACUAGAUCAGCAAAACUCAAAUGUAAUGAAUGUGGACAGAAAGGGGCAGCACUUGGCUGUUAUAUGAAAUCUUGUCCGAAGACAUAUCACCCGCCCUGUGCAUUUGAGUCAGAAGAGUGUCGAUGGGAUAUGGACAACUUUUUGAUGUUGUGUCCAAGUCAUACUUCUGCUAGGUUUCCAACUGAAAAGCCAAAAUCUAGGAAGAGUUCCAUUGUUGGAAGUCAUAAGAAAUCUAAGCUAUCCACCAAGCAGUCCAACUUUUGGUCAACAUCACCCGAUGGGCAAAAGGAAUGGGUUCUAUGUGGGUCUGCUUUGUCACCGGAGGAUAAGUGCACUUUGGUAGAGUUUGGUAAAAUGUGUGGCGCAACGGUGUCCAAACUAUGGACGUCAAAUGUGACUCAUGUUAUUGCGGCAGUAGAUUCUGAGGGUGCAUGUGCAAGGACCCUCAAAGUUCUCAUGGCGAUUUUAGGUGGAAAAUGGAUCAUUUCAAUGGACUGGGUUAGAGCCUGUUUGGAGGCUAAUUGCCAUGUGAAUGAAGAGCCUUACGAGAUCAAUUUGGACAACCAUGGGUGCUGUGAUGGGCCCAAGAAUGGCAGACUAAGAGCUUCAACCGAUGCACCAAAGCUUUUUGAGAGCCUAAGGUUUUAUCCGAGUGGAGACUUCGUGGGACCUUUUCUGAAGGACUUGCUUGAGUUGGUUAAAGUGGCGGGAGGGACUGUCGUGGAGAGGAAAGAAGACCUCAUUGAUGCCAAAGGGCAAAAUUGUCUGAUCGUUUAUAAUUGUGAUCCUCUUAGGGUGUCCAUGCCAGACGCAGAGAGGUCCAUCGUCCCAAAAAGGCUUGAAGAAGCAGAGGAUUUGGCUAAGCAGAGCGGUUCUUUGGUGAUUAAGCACACUUGGAUUCUGGAAUCCAUUGCUGCUUGUGAUUUGGUUCCUUUUGUAUGAUGAGGAAUGGAUGCAUUAAUGUUUGAGCUUUAUGGUUUGGUUUUAUUGUAUUCCUUCUCAUGAUAUAUCAUAAUCAAAUACUCCCUUGUCG
Cuscuta campestris is the source of this 2219-nucleotide messenger RNA. The record is from the annotation of a GenBank genome assembly. NCBI's taxonomy places the organism in Eukaryota, Viridiplantae, Streptophyta, Magnoliopsida, Solanales, Convolvulaceae.